CAGAAAUCAGAGCGACGAGACAAUCUGACAUCAGGAUCUUCAUCAGAUCACUUCUGCUGAAAUAUGACCAUAAAGCUGGUUUCAGUCUUCCUCGUCUUGCUGGCUCCACUGUUGACCAGCUGCCUGCCGCUCAUUCUGCCGGGAGACUGCAGUGACAUUUACCACAAUGACAACAGCCGACCCAGUGGAGUGUACACCAUCUAUCCCAUCGGAGCCACGUCUGCUGUCCAGGUGUACUGUGACAUGGUCUCAGAAGGAGGACGGUGGACGGUGUUCCAGAGGAGGAUGGACGGCACAGUGAACUUCUACAGGGGCUGGGAUCAAUACAAGACUGGCUUUGGUAUCGCUGCUGGAGAGUACUGGCUCGGUCUGGAGUCUCUCUACCACCUGACUCUGAGGAGAAAGUACGAGCUGAUGGUCGAUAUGGAGGACUUUAAAGGAAACAAAGUGUUUGCUCGUUACUCCUCAUUCUCCAUCGACCCAGAGUCCUACGGAUACAAACUGCAUGUUUCUGGAUUCAUUAAUGGAGGAGCAGGAGACUCCCUGAUCAGUCGUCACAACGGACAGAAGUUCUCCACCUUCGACAAAGACCAGGACCCCUGGGGAGGGAACUGUGCCAGAUUACACAUGGGGGCGUUCUGGCACGGCGUCUGUCACUAUACAAAUCCAAACGGUAUCUAUCUUUGGGGGGCUGACAGCACUGUCUUUGCUGUUUCAGUGAGUUGGUGGAGUUGGAAAGGUCAUGACUACUCCCUGAAGAGCAUCAGCAUGAAGAUCCGUCCUGUGCAGUAG
Molecule: messenger RNA, 792 nt
Organism: Perca fluviatilis (European perch)
Lineage: Eukaryota; Metazoa; Chordata; Actinopteri; Perciformes; Percidae
Product: microfibril-associated glycoprotein 4-like
Exons: 6
Coding region: 64-792 (242 amino acids)
Biological process (GO): elastic fiber assembly
Source: RefSeq, a predicted model, not a curated record